This is a messenger RNA of Anthonomus grandis grandis, 615 nucleotides long. RefSeq lists its product as uncharacterized. The record is from RefSeq and is a predicted model, not a curated record. The transcript has a single exon. Gene Ontology annotation, cellular component: extracellular region. NCBI's taxonomy places the organism in Eukaryota, Metazoa, Arthropoda, Insecta, Coleoptera, Curculionidae. Bases 64 to 558 code for a protein of 164 amino acids. Gene Ontology annotation, biological process: defense response to bacterium.
CCUGCUUUGCUCCAAAUGAUAUUCAGUAUCUCACAAGAUUUAGUACAAUUAUAACGCAACAAAAUGUACAAAUUCUUUAUUUUCUUUGCACUUAUGGCAGCAGCUUUCUCACUACCAUACCCACUAGUAGAAGACGAGGAUGGAGAGCAGUACCAUCUAGUACCAUUAAGCAGAGUGAGAAGGCAACAAACCGACUACCGACUAGACUCCAAAGGCAACCUCUUCCUAGGACACAAAGGUACGAUUCUGGACAACCAAAACCAUCGUCUAGAUGGGCAAGGGUAUGUCGUUAAAAACGUAAAAGGGCAUGGUCUAAGUCCUGAUGCCCAUGGUGGAGCUCUGGACUACCUUAAUAAACCUACGGGGUUAAAUUUGGGGGUGUCAGCCAACCAUGUCAGGCAUGGUGGUACCAAGGUGGGUGCCACUGGGGGAUGGAACUUUAUACAAAGGAAAGAUGCCGAAGUGGGGAUUUCUGGAAGGUACGAUAGAGUUUCGGGAGGUCCAGGCCCCAGCAGGGAAGACUAUGGGGUGUUUUUAGGUGGAAAGGUUAGAUUUUAAGGUGUACGUAAAUUAUUUUAUAUUUUUAUAAUGAAAAUAAAAGUGAAAUUAAAUUUU